Messenger RNA from Phacochoerus africanus (Common warthog), 1666 nucleotides. It is a transcript of the gene ALG8, whose product is annotated as ALG8 alpha-1,3-glucosyltransferase. Lineage: Eukaryota; Metazoa; Chordata; Mammalia; Artiodactyla; Suidae. Gene Ontology annotation, cellular component: endoplasmic reticulum membrane. The transcript is spliced from 13 exons. The coding region runs from base 58 to 1638 and encodes 526 amino acids. The record is from RefSeq and is a predicted model, not a curated record. Gene Ontology annotation, molecular function: dolichyl pyrophosphate Glc1Man9GlcNAc2 alpha-1,3-glucosyltransferase activity. Gene Ontology annotation, biological process: protein N-linked glycosylation.
GCAUGCGCGGCAGCAGGAGGCGUGUCAAGUUGAUUGAAAGCGAAUGGCGCCGUAGCAAUGGCGGCGCUCAGAAGUGCGACUGGUGGUGGCAAUUGGUUUUCGGCUUUGGCGCUCGGGGUGACACUGCUCAAAUGCCUUCUCAUCCCCACCUAUCAUUCCACAGAUUUUGAAGUACACCGAAACUGGCUUGCUAUCACCCACAGUUUGCCGAUAUCACAGUGGUAUUAUGAGGCAACUUCAGAGUGGACCUUGGAUUACCCUCCCUUUUUUGCAUGGUUUGAGUUCGCCCUGUCACAUGUUGCCAAGUAUUUUGAUCAAGAGAUGCUGAAUGUCCGUAAUCUGAAUUACUCCAGCUCAAGGACCGUGCUCUUCCAGAGGUUUUCCGUCAUCUUCACAGACGCGCUCUUCGUGUAUGCUGUCCAUGAGUGCUGUAAGUGCAUUGAUGGGAAAAAAGCAGGCAAAGAACUUACAGAGAAGCCAAAGUUUAUUCUAUCAGUACUACUGCUGUGGAACUUCGGGUUGUUAAUUGUAGACCAUAUUCACUUCCAGUACAAUGGCUUUUUAUUUGGAUUAAUGCUACUCUCCAUUGCACGAUUAUUUCAGAAAAGGCAUAUGGAAGGAGCGUUUCUCUUUGCUGUUCUCCUGCAUUUCAAGCACAUCUACCUCUAUGUAGCACCAGCUUACGGUAUAUAUCUGCUACGAUCUUACUGUUUCACUGCAAAUAAACCAGAUGGGUCCAUCCGAUGGAACAGUUUCAGCUUUGUCCGUCUUACUUCACUGGGACUGAUUGUUUUCCUAGUUUCUGCUCUUUCAUUGGGUCCUUUUCUAGCCUUGAACCAACUGCCUCAAGUCUUUUCCCGACUCUUCCCUUUCAAGAGGGGCCUCUGCCAUGCAUACUGGGCUCCAAACUUCUGGGCUUUGUACAACGCUUUGGACAAAGUGCUGUCUGUCAUCGGUUUAGAAUUGAAACUGCUUGACCCCAGCAAGAUUCCCAAGGCCUCAAUGACAAGUGGUUUGGUUCAGCAGUUCCAACACUCGGUCCUUCCCUCAGUGACCCCCCUGGCCACCCUCAUCUGCACUCUGAUUGCCAUACUGCCCUCUAUUUUCUGUCUUUGGUUUAAACCUCAAGGGCCCAGAGCCUUUCUCCGAUGUCUGAUUCUUUGUGCCUUGAGCUCCUUCAUGUUUGGAUGGCAUGUCCAUGAAAAAGCCAUACUCCUUGCGGUUCUCCCAAUGAGCCUUUUGUCUGUGGGAAAAGCAGGAGAUGCUUCGAUUUUUCUGAUUCUGACCACAGCAGGACAUUAUUCCCUCUUCCCGCUGCUCUUCACGGCACCAGAACUUCCCAUUAAAAUCUUACUCAUGUUGCUAUUUACCAUCUAUAGUAUUUCCUCGCUGAAGACUCUAUUCAGAAAAGAAAAACCUCUUUUUAAUUGGAUGGAAACUUUCUACCUCCUUGGCCUGGGGCCUCUGGAAGUCUUCUGCGAAUUCCUGUUCCCUCUCACCUCCUGGAAGCUGAAGUUUCCCUUUAUCCCUUUGUUACUGACCUCAGUGUAUUGUGCCCUGGGCAUCAUAUACGCUUGGUUCAAACUGUAUAUUUCGGUAUUGACUGACCCUCCUGUGAGCAAGACAAAGAAGCAAUGAAUAAAGGAACUGCUGGGAUGUAUUCCAA